AUGCCGAAUGCUACGAAAUGUCAACUUUGCGAAACAAGACGGCCUUCCAUUUGUGAACAAUGCCUGUGUAGAGAUCUGACGAGUUUUUUCAAAUUCAAGGAUCAGAAUCAAAAAGAAGUUUUUUCCCACGUAGAACAUAUACGACAACAUCAAGGGAAACAUGUUUUGUUUCGAAAAUGCGUUUCUGAAAAAGAAGUGCUAUUGCAUAAAUUGGAAAGGUUAUGCCAUAUCCGAAACGAUAAGCUGUCUGUUCUGUCCACCCUUCAAGAAAAGAUCCAUACUAUGAAACAGGAGACCCAAGGGAGGCGAGAGUCAUUAGAGCUCAAAAGCAAAAACCUCAACGACUGCUCCAUACACAACCGUGAUUUGUGUGCCGAGAGAUAUAUAUAUUCUCUUCAGCAUUCCGAGACUCUGCAAGUUAAGCUUGCUGAACUUCAGCAAUCACUCAUUCGAAAGGUUCUCGACAUGUACCAGCUUCAUUGGCGCAGGGACGUUCGUUUGUUGUCUAUGGACAAUGGACGCAAACAUUUUUCAGAGAACGAAGGCGGUACUGAUUCCAUUGACGCUAGUUUAGCAUAUCAACUCUCCAAGCUGACAAUGAGUGUAUCGGGAUCUGGGUCUGGUUAUGAGGAAAACGUACAGCGCAGAAACCAAGCAUUCUUAGAACAAGCCACCCAAUUGAAUGAUUCUGUUACGAUUUCCGGAGUCGAUGUAUGUACAAAGAACAAAGAAAAAGUGUUCUUAAACCCGGAAUCUGCUUUAACUUUAUCAUUCAUCUGUAUUUUUUUAGCCCAGUACUUGAACGUCACCCUUCCUUGCCCUAUUCAAUUACCCUCGCCGGAUCAAAAAGCACUCCCAGUUUACUCCAAUGACCAGAUGCUAUACAUCAUGUAUAACAUUGGAUGGCUUGCAUCAAUUACGGGCACAUUCAUCAUUCCUAAAGGAAUGUCUCAAUUACAACAAAUGGAACUUCUUCAGUGUACAGGAUUUUGGCUUGUUCAAUUACAAUCUAAAUCCAUACAAGUCAAAAGUCUUGCUUGCUGUCCUCAGUUAGAAAUGGAUUUUGUUACGUUUUAUCGUUUAUCGUGUGCUCAUAAUCCAUAUGCUUUUAGUUACGGCCAAACGAGAUCGAAAUCCUCGAAAGCAUUCCAACUAAUCUCAUGA
Molecule: messenger RNA, 1164 nt
Organism: Schizosaccharomyces osmophilus
Lineage: Eukaryota; Fungi; Ascomycota; Schizosaccharomycetes; Schizosaccharomycetales; Schizosaccharomycetaceae
Gene: atg14
Product: autophagy associated protein Atg14
Exons: 1
Coding region: 1-1164 (387 amino acids)
Biological process (GO): autophagosome assembly; cellular response to starvation; mitophagy
Cellular component (GO): autophagosome; mitochondria-associated endoplasmic reticulum membrane contact site; phosphatidylinositol 3-kinase complex, class III
Source: RefSeq, a predicted model, not a curated record